Pongo pygmaeus (Bornean orangutan) is the source of this 734-nucleotide messenger RNA. RefSeq names its product cell death inducing DFFA like effector b (gene CIDEB). The record is from RefSeq and is a predicted model, not a curated record. The transcript is spliced from 5 exons. Gene Ontology annotation, biological process: apoptotic process; regulation of apoptotic process. NCBI's taxonomy places the organism in Eukaryota, Metazoa, Chordata, Mammalia, Primates, Hominidae. The coding region runs from base 75 to 734 and encodes 219 amino acids.
ACACCACUAAAGCCCCAGCACAGGAGAGAACCACCCAGCCCAGAAGUUCCAGGGAAGGAACUCUCCCAUCCACCAUGGAGUACCUCUCAGCUCUGAACCCCAGUGACUUACUCAGGUCAGUAUCUAAUAUAAGCUCGGAGUUUGGACGGAGGGUCUGGACCUCAGCUCCACCACCCCAGCGACCUUUCCGUGUCUGUGAUCACAAGCGGACCAUCCGGAAAGGCCUGACAGCUGCCACCCGCCAGGAGCUGCUAGCCAAAGCAUUGGAGACCCUACUGCUGAAUGGAGUGCUAACCCUGGUGCUAGAGGAGGAUGGAACUGCAGUGGACAGUGAGGACUUCUUCCAGCUGCUGGAGGAUGACACGUGUCUGAUGGUGUUGGAGUCUGGUCAGAGCUGGAGCCCUACAAGGAGUGGAGUGCUGUCAUAUGGCCUGGGACGGGAGAGGCCCAAGCGCAGCAAGGACAUCGCCCGCAUCACCUUUGACGUGUACAAGCAAAACCCUCGAGACCUCUUUGGCAGCCUGAAUGUCAAAGCCACAUUCUACGGGCUCUACUCUAUGAGUUGUGACUUUCAAGGACUCGGCCCAAAGAAAGUACUCAGGGAGCUCCUUCGUUGGACCUCCACACUGCUGCAAGGCCUGGGCCAUAUGUUGCUGGGAAUUUCCUCCACCCUUCGUCAUGCAGUGGAGGGUGCUGAGCAGUGGCAGCAGAAGGGCCGCCUCCAUUCCUACUAA